This is a messenger RNA of Esox lucius (northern pike), 3646 nucleotides long. RefSeq names its product Sp7 transcription factor (gene sp7). The record is from RefSeq and is a predicted model, not a curated record. Gene Ontology annotation, biological process: regulation of transcription by RNA polymerase II. NCBI's taxonomy places the organism in Eukaryota, Metazoa, Chordata, Actinopteri, Esociformes, Esocidae. Bases 1017 to 2402 code for a protein of 461 amino acids. Gene Ontology annotation, molecular function: DNA-binding transcription factor activity, RNA polymerase II-specific; RNA polymerase II cis-regulatory region sequence-specific DNA binding. The transcript is spliced from 2 exons.
GUAAACCCCACUGGACGUAGGAAAUAGGCUGAAAGAUGAGUCAUCAGAUCAUAGAACUUUUUUGAUCGCUUAGGAGUCCAGGUUCUAGUGCUCCUUACAACAAGUUCUGUGUCUUUGUGUGUCGGCCUUGGACUCACAUAAGUUUUCCAACAUAACAUAAGUUCCAGAUGUGUGAGCUCAUAAUGUAAAGUUUUUGUUGAGACUGGGUUACAGAGGUGCUGAAUUAAUUCUGAGGUAAUUUUUUUGAGGCUGUGCAUUAAGCACUGAUUCAUUCCUGUUAAGUGAUUCCUUUUAAGUGUUCAUCUAUCCCUGUCCAAAAGCUUUGACUUGCGAAUAUUGUUCCUCAUUGCCUCUGCAAUUUUUCUAUGUUCUGCGUAUGCUGGCAUGAUUUUUGAGACUGUUCCCCUUACUUGACACAACAAUUAAGCAGUUUUUGUGACCAAUGCACCUGCAAUUUGAGCAACUACUUAGUCUCUUUAGAACUCUGUUGGUUGCCUGAUGUUGCUUUGAAAUCUUAAACAUCAAAGUGCCAAUUUUCAGAAUUGUAGAAUGCAUAGCAGCAUAAUAAAAUAAUUUAUAUCGGACUAUAAGUUAUAGGUACAUAUACAAUUAUACAAUUAUAAGUUAUAGGCACGUAUACUGAGAGAACAGGCUAGGCUAUUUAACCUGAAUUCAGUAAUGCAGUCACAUUGAUGCCAGCAGUGUGUAAAUUACCUGACGAUUAAUAUCAAUUCAUUAUUAACAGCCUUUAAGCCAAUCUCUGAAAUUGGGGAGGUGGGAUGUCUUCUCUUCUCCACCAAUGGCCUCCAUCCCCUUUCCUUCGCUCUCUGUUUUACUGACUCUCAGCGAAUCUUCAAAGCACGCAGACCCUGUAAUUAAGGGGCGGGCUCUCUGUCUCUCCAAAGACGUCUGUGCGCGCCUGCCGUAGUUCUUCCAAACUGUCCCGUGAACACGAGCAGAGAAGAGAACCGUCGAUCCGACUUCCCUCUCGACUCUUGGGAUUUUGUUUCUCAGGGAUGGCCGCAUCUAUUCUGGAGGUAUGGAACAUACUUGAGGAAGCUCGUUACGGGUCCAGUCCUCUUGCUAUGCUAACCGCUACCUGCAACAAGUUUGGUAACACUAGCCCCGUAAGGGAUUCAGCCACGCCAGGCAAGGCCGGUCCAGGCAGCACCGUUCCUGGCAAGAAGCAGUACGCCAUGACCUCGGAACUCCAGGGACAGAAGAAUGGCAGAGGAGGUGGGGAGAACAUGGAGAACACCUACACCGGGUCUUUCGGCUCCGGAGGUGGGCUGCUCACGCCCACUGGGAGCCCACCGCCAUCUUCCGGCGGGUACACUUCUGAGUACAACCCCUUCUCCCACUCCUUCCAGACCUCCGUGUCCCAAGGCCAGGACCAGUCCCUGCUGGUGUCCAAAGCCCAUGCCACGGCCGACUGCCUGACCAGCGUCUACACAUCCCUGGACAUGACCCAUCCCUAUGGCUCCUGGUACAAGGCUGGCAUCCACCCUGGCAUCACCACUGCUCCCUCCAAUGCCACGUCGUCCUGGUGGGAUGUCCACCCAAACUCCAACUGGCUGAGUGCUGCCCAGCCUCAGUCGGAUGGUCUCCAGGGCUCCCUCCAGCCCGUCCCACCCCAGGCCUCUCUCAGCCCUCAGCUGCCCAGCUAUACCUCCGACUUCACCUCCUUGAACCCAGCUCAGUAUCCAUCCGUGGGCCUGGGCUCUUCAACGCACCUACUCCAGUCCUCCCAGCACAUGCUGCCUCAGGACAUGUACAAGCCGAAGCCGGUGUCCGGCGCGGGGCUCAUGGAGAGUCCAAUGGGCCUGAAGCCCACCGGUGGGUCUCGAGGGUACGGAGGAAGCACUCCUGGAAGGUCAUCCUGUGACUGUCCCAACUGCCAGGAGUUGGAGCGGCUGGGGGCUUCGGCUGCUUCCCUGAGGAAGAAGCCGGUCCACAGCUGUCAUAUCCCGGGCUGUGGUAAGGUCUAUGGGAAGGCGUCGCACCUCAAGGCCCACCUCCGCUGGCACACUGGUGAGAGGCCCUUUGUAUGCAACUGGCUGUUCUGCGGGAAGCGCUUCACUCGCUCCGACGAACUGGAGAGGCAUGUGCGCACACACACGCGGGAGAAGAAGUUCACCUGCCUGUUAUGCAACAAGAGGUUCACCCGCAGUGACCACCUCAGCAAGCACCAGAAGACGCACGCCGAGUCUGCCCUGCAGCAGGGAAAGAGUGCCGAGGGCGAAGCCCAGGACGCCAGGAACGAGGAGACUGCCGACCCCAAUAACCGCAACACAGCUGGCCAAAAUAACGGAGGAGUCUCUGUCGACCUUGCCAACACCGCAGAGGAGAAAACCGGCUCAGGCAACGGAGUGGAGUCAAGCAGCGGACUGUUGAAGAUUUAGCUUCAUGGCAUGCGUUGUCUUGUAGGGUUCUUUGAGGCCCCCGUUGAAGUGGUUCAGUGUUUUACUAUGUAUCCCAAAAGAAAGCAUUCAUUUUGUCAAAGGACCCAUUUCAUAUAGAUAAAACUAACCGGACAGGUCGGUUGGAAAUGUAAAAUCUGUCCAACAUGCACACACACACACACACACACUCACACUCUUUCUUUUAAUUAUGACAAACCACUGGUGAAAUUCAAUCUGCAAGAGCAGAAGUAAAAGGACUAGGAAGCCCAAAACAAAAUGAGUGUAGUUAAUGUAAGGGAGUUUAAGGGAUAUUGCGCCUCCUGAACGUUUUUUUAUUGUACUUUAGACAAAUAGUUUAAUCAGAUACUGCUAAUGUUUUGUUUUUGGGUUUGCAAAUGUAUGCUUCGACGUUUUAUUUAAUUUUAUAUUUACACAAAUAAUCUAAUUUAUGUCUUAAAUUAUAAGCAAUAAAGAUUAUCUUGCAUUUUUCAGGCAGUUUUUAUUUCCUAAUAAAUGGCUAGAUAGUUUAAGCUAGCCAUUGGUGAUAAUUUAGUAAAUUAAGAUUUUUUGUUUCCUUUUAUUUAUUGAUUAUAAUUCAGAUAAUGUUGGUGCUACCGUGUUUGAAGAUGUAUUUAUAGAUCUUGAAGUUAGUUGUUUCUGAAAACUACUAUCAACUUAACCUUUCUAUUUUGAAGUCUGCACAAACUGCCAAGUUAAUAGUUGAUGAAGGCUUUGAGUGUAUAUAUUGUGCUUGGCUGAUUCUAGAGCUGUAAUGUACGGUGUGUUAUUUUUCUACCACUAUCUGUUUUGUUGAUAAACCUCUUUAGAACUAACUCUCAUGAAAAUGACAAAACAAUAAUAUCUCUCAGAAGGUAAAGUAAGAUAGCGAUCAGGUAUAUGUUCAUGUGCAAAGUUUAUCACUUCAAUGAUUUGAGAUAUUUUGAAGAAUACAUUUUUUGUGUCAUUAAAAAUACGUUCUGACUGUAAUGAUGUAGGAUCUUAGUUUGAGACAUUUUGCAACUGCAGGAAAAUAAUCCUGCAUUAACAAGAAAUUUGAACUCUUUAAAUAUACAAUUAAUUGCAAUUAUUCAGCAACAGGUUUAUCGAAUCAAGGUCCUUCAUCUGAUCAUGUGAAAUGAGCAUAGUAAUGAAAUAAUGUAUUUAGCAAUUCAGCAUGAACUCGGUAGAUGAAUAUGAAUGAGUGACAUGUUUUGAAAGUCAUAAUAUGGAUUGUUGCUUUAGUA